Molecule: messenger RNA, 1563 nt
Organism: Neoarthrinium moseri
Lineage: Eukaryota; Fungi; Ascomycota; Sordariomycetes; Amphisphaeriales; Apiosporaceae
Exons: 6
Coding region: 1-1563 (520 amino acids)
Biological process (GO): regulation of transcription by RNA polymerase I; protein phosphorylation; DNA damage response
Cellular component (GO): nucleus; protein kinase CK2 complex; cytosol
Molecular function (GO): ATP binding; protein serine/threonine kinase activity
Source: RefSeq, a predicted model, not a curated record
AUGAGGUGCUUUGCUGGCUUGCAUUCGGGCUUGUCAAAUUCGACCCAAAAUGCGGGGAGCGCACGGGCCAGACAUGUUGAUUUCGCGCCCUCACCUCGCCCGGUUUUUACGGGGGACCCAGUCGAAAAACAGCCCAGCCCAGCCCAGCCCAGCGACAGGCCCGGCGGCUUUGGCAGGCUCAGGCUCUGGCUCUGGCUCAGGCUCAGGCUCAGGCUCAAGGCUCAGCCCGCCGGCCGCCCUGGCAAUCCGUCGUCCGCAAUCCACAGACAGCCCGCAAUCUGGACGAGGGGUUCGCUCGCUAUCGCCAGUCAACAUCCCACUUUGGCCAUUUCUAUUAUCGACGUCCCGCCCAAAAAUCACCAGCGGAUUCGGGCGGUUGAGGCCGACGUUGGACUUCCACUCGCCCACGAGCGACGCCCAUCUAAUCGACCUGCCGCAGCAGUAUAUCUAUUCUCACCUCUUUCGCCAGCCGCAGCCAUCCCCAACCACGUGCCCGUCGACGUCCCCGCGACGCCCACCACCAUCAUGUCGCGGGUCUACGCCGAGGUCAACCAGAACAUGCCCAGAAGCUAUUGGGACUACGAUAGCGUCAACAUCAGCUGGGGUGUUCUGGAGAACUACGAGGUCGUGCGCAAGAUCGGCCGCGGCAAGUACUCCGAGGUUUUCGAGGGCAUCAACAUCGUCAACUACCAGAAAUGCGUCAUCAAGGUCCUCAAGCCCGUCAAGAAGAAGAAGAUCAAGCGCGAGAUCAAGAUCCUGCAGAACCUUUCCGGCGGGCCCAACAUUGUGGCACUCCUAGAUGUUGUUCGGGACAGCCAGGUAUACGCCAACCCCAUAAGCAAGACGCCCUCGCUCAUCUUCGAGUACGUCAACAACACCGACUUCCGAAGCUUGUACCCCAAGUUCAACGACAUCGAUGUCCGCUACUACAUCUUCGAGCUGCUCAAGGCGCUCGACUACUGCCACAGCAAGGGCAUCAUGCACAGAGACGUCAAGCCUCAUAACGUUAUGAUCGAUCAUGAGAACCGAAAGUUACGUCUCAUCGACUGGGGUCUCGCCGAGUUCUACCACCCCGGCACCGAGUACAACGUGCGCGUGGCGUCCCGAUACUUCAAGGGACCAGAGCUGUUGGUGGACUUCCAAGAAUACGACUACAGCCUGGACAUGUGGAGCUUGGGCGCCAUGUUCGCCUCCAUGAUCUUCAGAAAGGAGCCCUUCUUCCACGGCCAGAGCAACUCGGACCAGCUCGUCAAGAUCGCCAAGGUGCUCGGUACCGACGAUCUCUUCGACUACCUGGACAAGUACGAGAUCGAGCUUGACCCCCAGUACGACGACAUUCUGGGCCGCUUCUCCAAGAAGCCCUGGCACAGCUUCGUCAACGCCGAGAACCAGAGGUUUGUCAGCAACGAGGCUAUCGACUUCUUGGACAAGCUCCUCCGCUACGACCACCAGGAACGACUCACUGCCAAGGAGGCCAUGGCUCACGCCUACUUUGCACCCAUCCGAGAUGAGGCAACUCUGAAGAACUACCUUGGAGGUGCAAAGGUCAGCUCAGAAUCUUGA